Daldinia caldariorum is the source of this 1704-nucleotide messenger RNA. RefSeq lists its product as uncharacterized. Bases 235 to 1545 code for a protein of 436 amino acids. The transcript is spliced from 2 exons. Lineage: Eukaryota; Fungi; Ascomycota; Sordariomycetes; Xylariales; Hypoxylaceae. The record is from RefSeq and is a predicted model, not a curated record.
GGUUGCGGUUAUAGCAACUCUCACGUUUUACAUAAAACACCACCAUGUGAAGUGUAGCAAUAAUAAUCAUCCAUGAAUUACUAAACUUCGCAACCUCUUAUCAAUGAUGGAAAGCCUACAGUCUGAAAACCUAGAGUCCACUUAUUCGUAUAGGUAGAGGGGCGACGCUGCGCCGACCUAGCAUCAGCAAGCAUGUCUCGGGAGCUCAUUAACUGAUUGUUUAUCUAAAACACUAUGGCACCGCCACCAGCUACCCCCACGCCACGUCGGUUUUUGGUGCCAAGGAGGUCACAGCCUAGGAAUGAGACUCCUCAGGCAUAUCAGAGCGGUGGCGGACACCAAUUUCAGGCUACCCCACGCUUCUCUCUCUAUUCAACGCCUAGGGGUCCGGGGGUUCGAGGGGAAAACUCAUCGCUUCGUCCGCCUUCUAGCAUUGCCACUCCCGCUCCCGCUUCCGCUUCCGGUAAGACCGGAGCCGGGACUUACUAUCGGCCCACUCCGCGCACCACGGAUCCUAUUAACGAUGCCAUCGACAGUUCUCCGCCAUCCCUAGACGAGCAACAGCAAUCGGGAGAAGGGGGCGGCAAUAAUUAUCACGACCCCAUUGAGGCUUUCGAUGUAGACACGGACGUAGACGCUGUGCUAGAGUCCUCGCCAGUGCGAGAACCCAACAACAUAUAUGACGAAAGCAGCGACGGCGGAGGGGACAUAAAAAUCCGUUCUCCUAAACGCCGGCGCAUAUCCAUAUCCUCCGCCUUGAGUAGUAAUACCCACGACUCUCCACAGCGCGAGGAUGGUUACGAUAGUGAUACCAAUGAUAAUUACCACGACCAUGACAAUGACAAUGGUAAUGGUAAUAGUAAAAUUAAAAUCGAAGAUGAAGACGAAGACGAAGACACCAUCAUGCUCGACAACUUCGACCCGUCUUCCCCACUGUCCCACGACCUAACAACAGAUCGCGGAGGAACCCCAGAGCCCACUCUCCCCAGACCUUCCACCUCGGCCCAGCAGCCCGUCUUCCACAAGGCGCCGCGCUUCAAACCCGUCGAGUCGCCGGAGGCCGGACCCUUCCGCGGCGACCCGCUACCCGACGCCUUCUCCCCGCACCGCCGCAGGGGCGCCAAGUACAUACCGGGCGGCCUGGCGGAUUCGGUGCGCGACUGGUUCGUCGACGUGUGGGCCGGCGCAACGACCGUCGGCGUCGGGGCGCGGCGCGACGGGGAAGGGGAAGGGGGGUGGAUCGCGCGGAUCUUGGUGGAUGGGGUCCAAGGGUCGGCGGGUAUGACGCUGGUUACCGGGCGGCGUGUUACGGGCGAGGAGGAUGGGGGUUUAAAUACAGCUGAGGAAAAGGAUGGAUGGGAAAGCGAUGGGACUGGUAGGAACGCAAGGAUCGUGCUGGCGGGUAGCCAGAAGGUGGUGGGUUUGGAAAAGGGGCUCGAGGUGCGUCCUGGCUCGGUGGUGGGUGUUGGGGGGCCGAGUUGGGAGGUCGUGGUCCCGGGACAGGGAAGAUGGGGCGUGGUUUGCGAGUGGGCUGUUUUAAGGUAGAGUCGAGCUCUAAUAAGGGAUGGGAAUGGAGUAUACACCCUUAUUGAGUACCUAGGUAUUCGCCGUAUUAUUAUUAUUAUAUGAUGUUUCCCCACGAUAACAUCGGCAUAUAAACCCUAGACAUGGCUAUUUGUAAUGACAAUACGCCGUCCUCUUGAA